UCCUGUUGAAAUUCUAAAGAUAUUAAAGAAAAUCUGCCAAAAUGGAGUCUCAGAUCCGCCAGAACUAUCACCACGAUUGCGAAGCUGCCAUCAACCGGAUGAUCAAUUUGGAGAUGUUUGCCUCCUACACCUACACUUCAAUGGCUUUCUAUUUCUCCCGUGACGAUGUGGCUCUGCCUGGCUUCGCGCAUUUCUUCAAGGAGAACAGCGACGAGGAGCGGGAGCACGCUGAGAAGCUCCUCUCCUUCCAGAACAAGCGAGGUGGAUGCAUUUUACUCCAGGACAUCAAGAAGCCAGAACGUGAUGAGUGGGGCAAUGGGCUGGAGGCCAUGCAGUGUGCUCUGCAGCUGGAGAAGAAUGUGAACCAGGCCCUGCUGGACCUGCACAAGAUUGCCUCUGACAAGGUUGACCCCCAUCUGUGUGACUUCCUGGAGACUCAUUACCUGAAUGAGCAGGUGGAGGCCAUUAAGAAGCUGGGAGACCACAUCACCAACCUCACCAAGAUGGAUGCUGUCAACAACAAGAUGGCAGAGUACCUGUUUGACAAGCACACCCUGGGAGGCCAGAGCUAAACUACUUUCAUCCCCAGGCUAUGGCCUCCAGGCUCAGAGCAGGACACCUGGCUUCUCUGAUAGAUCCUCCUGGCUUUACAUUUAUAGGGAGGGGAGAGUGUUAAACUGGUGCAGUGCAACACUGCUGUGACAUUGAGGUAUUUUUGUUGACAACACUACUGUAUUUUGGAGGCAAGGCAUCUUGUAAAACAAUUAAAAAGAUCACAAAUGUUUUUGUUGAUGACUUCUAAGUGUU
Messenger RNA from Oncorhynchus keta (chum salmon), 807 nucleotides. RefSeq names its product ferritin, middle subunit-like. The record is from RefSeq and is a predicted model, not a curated record. Gene Ontology annotation, biological process: intracellular iron ion homeostasis; iron ion transport. Gene Ontology annotation, cellular component: cytoplasm. The coding region runs from base 42 to 572 and encodes 176 amino acids. NCBI's taxonomy places the organism in Eukaryota, Metazoa, Chordata, Actinopteri, Salmoniformes, Salmonidae. Gene Ontology annotation, molecular function: ferric iron binding; ferrous iron binding. The transcript is spliced from 5 exons.